Messenger RNA from Eupeodes corollae, 1910 nucleotides. It is a transcript of the gene msl-3, whose product is annotated as protein male-specific lethal-3. The transcript is spliced from 8 exons. Gene Ontology annotation, cellular component: nucleus; MSL complex; NuA4 histone acetyltransferase complex. The record is from RefSeq and is a predicted model, not a curated record. Gene Ontology annotation, biological process: regulation of DNA-templated transcription; chromatin organization. NCBI's taxonomy places the organism in Eukaryota, Metazoa, Arthropoda, Insecta, Diptera, Syrphidae. The coding region runs from base 178 to 1677 and encodes 499 amino acids.
AAUGUCAAAUAAACAGCAAACCGGCAUGUUUGUUUUUGCUCAAUUUAAUUUUCAUUUUUCAAUUAUUAUCAAGAAAAACAAUUAAAAAAUGUUGAAUAUGAUAAGUUGAAAGUAAGCAAAUAAAAUAAUUCAUGAAAGUAAAGAGUUUUGGGGAAAAUUCAAAAGGUUUUUCUGGAAAUGGUGUCAACCAGAGGCCCAAAGCAUAAAUUCACCGAAGGCGAAAAAGUUUUAUGCUACGAACCAGAUCCAACAAAAGCAAAAGUUCUUUACGACUCAAAGGUAUUGGGUACGUACGAAACAAAAGACAAGCGUGGCAGGAAGCUCACCCAAUAUAAAAUCCACUUUCAAGGAUGGAGUUCGUCUUGGGAUCGAAAAGUGAAUUCUGAUUUUGUUCUCAAGGACACCGAAGAAAAUCGCCAACUGCAAAAAGAUUUGGCCGAGAAGGCCCAAUUACAAUUAGGUGCAUAUUUGUAUAGAAAAGAGCGCAAAAAGCGUGCACGCAAAGAAGACGAAUCAGACAGCUCGCCGAAAACCCGUCACCGUGGCUCGUCCGAGGAUAAUUUUAGUUCCAGUAGCACAUUGGAAAAACAUGAAGGUGAUUUUCUAAUGAGGGACGAGUGUGAAACAGAAUCUUGCAGUAGUUCCGUCGAGAGCUUCCAUGACGAUGAGCGUGUACUGCUUAAAGUGAGUGAGCGGCUGAAGCAAUAUCUAGAGUAUGAUUAUGAAAUGACUGUGCGUCAUGGCAAACUACACAUUUUGCCUGCCCGUAUUCCGGUGUUGGGCAUUUUGGAAAACUUUGUUAAGCAGAGUGCUGUUAAGCUCGUGUUUUCGGCAUCACAGAAUGAAUCCUCAAGGAGACGCAACACUAAUUUGCGACCGGACAAAAAAGAACGAGAGUUCGAGAAGAUUGUUAAUACAGUUUCUAUCUUAAAAGAAGUUGCCGAUGGGUUACGUAUUUAUUUUGACUUUACAUUGGCUGACAAUCUACUUUAUAAAGAAGAAAAAGAAUAUGCAAUUUCGUUGCUUUCGGAAGAAAAUCUUAAGAAUUUUUCUUACGUUCCCUCCCCUGGACUUUCGCCAGAUUUUCUAUCACCUAAACCAGAUUAUGAUUCACCUGCACCAGUUGAAAGUUCUGAGUCACAACCAUCCUUGGAAGCAGCAACCAUUUCAUCAGAGGAUCCACAAAAAAGAAAACUACGAUCCCAUCGUAGUGAAGAUUGUGAUGCGCUGCUAGAAAAUUGCUUAUCAAGCAUUGCAAGUACGAGUUCAGGAGGUUCUACUCCACUUCAAGCGACUGCUGCUACGUCCAGUUUGAAUUACAUUAAAUCUUUGCAACCGAUGGCCCUGAGUAUACCACCACCAGCGAAAGAUUUUCUGCAAAAAGUGCUUUCUUGGCAAAUUUUACCUUCAAAUGCUGAUCCGGCUCCUUCAAUGAUUUUCGGAGCAACACAUUUAGCUCGACUUAUUGUUAAACUACCUGAAUUUCUAAAUGCAACAACUAUAGCUGAGGAAAAACUUAAAUUAUUAUUACAACACUUGGAUUCCUUUGUUCACUAUUUGGAAUCCCGUAAAGAAUGGUUUGGAGAGCACAACUACUUCAAGGAUCCAAAGGUUGAAACUGAGAAAUCUUCCGAUGAACAACCAAAGCUUGAUGAACCUCCAACUACAAAAACCUAAUUAAAAAAAAACAAAAACAACCUUAUUAUUUUUACUAAGGAAACUUCCUUCAUCUAUAUAUUUUUUUAUUAAUAUUUUAAAGCUUUUUUUUAUUUUCUAAAUAACAAUUUUUUGUUUAUGUAUAAAAAAUAAUGAAAUAAAUUAUUGUAUUUUAUAUUUUUUUUUAAUUUUCAAUAUUAAGUUAGUGAAAGUUCUAAUCGAUAUUAAAGUUAUAUUAAAUGUCUCUUUUUAUU